Molecule: messenger RNA, 240 nt
Organism: Sporothrix brasiliensis 5110
Lineage: Eukaryota; Fungi; Ascomycota; Sordariomycetes; Ophiostomatales; Ophiostomataceae
Exons: 1
Coding region: 1-240 (79 amino acids)
Source: RefSeq, a predicted model, not a curated record
AUGUCCGCCAUGAUCGCCCGCACUGCUGUCCGCGCCGCCACUCGCGUGGCCGGCCAGACCUCGUCCUUCUCGACGGCCCAUGUGCUGCGCAACACGGCCGAGGCCCCCCGCCGCGGCGGCAUUGCCGGCAUUUUCCCGCGCCGCAUCGGCUGGGGCGGUGCCCUUGUUCUCUUCUCGCUCGGCGUUGCAGACGGCACGCUGUCCACGACGUGGUACCUGUCGCGGGGCAAGCAGGAGUAG